This is a messenger RNA of Protopolystoma xenopodis, 606 nucleotides long. Lineage: Eukaryota; Metazoa; Platyhelminthes; Monogenea; Polystomatidea; Polystomatidae. The record is from the annotation of a GenBank genome assembly.
AUGCAUAUUUUGCAAUUUUACAUUUUAAACUUUCUACCUCCUGUCGCCGUACCUCAUCCAGCUGUAGCUCUUAAGGUCUUGUAUGACCUAAAUGAUGAUGAUACCUGUACAAUGGCUAGACGGGGCUCUGGCUCUGCGUGUCGCAGUAUGUUCGGUGGUUGUGUUCGCUGGUCACCUCAGCCAUCUGCAAGCACAUCUAUUCGUAGCCUCCCUGCCGUAUCGAAUCAUCGUUCCAUAGUAGAACAGCUUUUUCCCGAGACCCAUUGGCCGGAGCUAAGGAUAAUUAUUUGUGUAACGGAUCGCCGUAACAAGAUGAUGCCUUCAACUUAUGGAAUGAAACAAACAGUAGCCACUAGCUUUUUGUACAAUUCGGGCCGUGCUAUUUGCGCUGAAGCCAGAGCCACUAAGGUUGAGCACGCACUGAAAGAACGUGACUUUCAUAGUCUAGCCAAGUUGGUGAUGCGUGACAGUAAUCAGCUUGCUGCACUCUGCAUGGAUACUUGGCCACCAUGUCUUUAUUUGAGUCCGGCAAGCUUCGAUUUCAUCCGUUGGGUCCACGCUGUGAAUACAAAUUUGGGCAGAACAGCGGUAAUCCACACAUUUUAG